This is a messenger RNA of Limanda limanda (common dab), 3493 nucleotides long. RefSeq names its product ring finger and CCCH-type domains 2 (gene rc3h2). The record is from RefSeq and is a predicted model, not a curated record. The transcript is spliced from 19 exons. Gene Ontology annotation, molecular function: metal ion binding. Bases 1 to 3477 code for a protein of 1158 amino acids. Lineage: Eukaryota; Metazoa; Chordata; Actinopteri; Pleuronectiformes; Pleuronectidae.
AUGCCGGUGCAGGCCGCCCAGUGGACAGAGUUCCUGUCCUGUCCCAUCUGCUACAAUGAGUUCGACAGCAGCGGCCACCAGCCCAUCAGCCUGGGCUGCUCCCACACGGUGUGCAAGACCUGCCUGCACAAACUGCACCGCAAAGCCUGCCCCUUCGACCAGACGCCAAUCAGCACCGACAUCGACCUGCUGCCGGUCAACUGUGCCCUGCUGCAGCUGGUCGGAGCUCAGAUCCCUGAUAUGCAGCCGGUGAGCUUGAGCGAUGCAGCAGAGGUGGAGAACUAUGAGGUCUGCAGGGUGUGUGUAGAAGAGCUGGCUCUCUACCUGAAACCUAUCAGCGGAGCAAAAGGUGUCGCGACCCUGAGUCCGAGUGUGCUCAGUCGGCCCAUGCAGAGGAAGCUGGUGACCCUGGUGAACUGCCAGCUGGUGGAGGAGGAGGGCCGUGUGCGGGCGGUGCGGGCGGGCCGGUCGCUGGGGGAACGAACCGUGACCGAGCUCAUCCUGCAGCACCAGAACCCCCAGCAGCUCUCCGCCAACCUCUGGGCGGCGGUGCGGGCGCGGGGGUGUCAGUUCCUGGGACCUGCGAUGCAAGAAGAUGCACUGAAGCUGGUUUUACUGGCUCUGGAGGACGGCUCAGCUCUGUCCAGGAAGGUGCUGGUUUUGUUCGUCGUCCAGAAGCUCGAGGCCCGGUUCCCCCAGGCCUCCAAAACCAGCAUAGGCCACGUGGUGCAGCUGCUCUACAGGGCCUCCUGCUUCAAGGUGACUAAGCGUGAUGAGGACUCUUCACUAAUGCAGCUGAAGGAAGAGUUUCGCACAUACGAGGCUCUCAGGCGGGAACACGAUGCCCAGAUUGUCCACAUCGCCAUGGAGGCGGGCCUACGGAUCUCACCAGAGCAGUGGUCCUCUCUGCUGUACGGAGACCUGGUCCACAAGUCACACAUGCAGUCCAUCAUUGACAAGCUGCAGUCUCCAGAGUCGUUUGCAAAGAGCGUCCAGGAGCUGACCAUCGUCCUGCAGAGGACAGGAGACCCGGCCAACCUCACGAGCCUUAGACUGCACCUCGAGCUGCUGGCCGACAUUGACCACAAUCCAGACGCCCCAGCACCAUCAUGGGAGGAGCUGGAAAGCGUGAUGUUGGCUGUGAAGUUGGUGGUUCACGGACUGGUGGAAUUCAUACAGAACUUCAGCAAGAAGAGCCACGACACGCCGCAGCCUCAAGCCAACAGCAAGUAUAAGACCAGCAUGUGCCGAGACCUCCGUCAACAGGGCGGCUGUCCACGAGGAACCAACUGUACAUUCGCACACACACAGGACGAACUGGAGAAAUUUAGACUGAGGAACAAGAAGAGCAACAGCGUGGGCCGUGCAUUUCCGUUGUCGCCCGGGGUUAUGGGUAAAACCUUCACGAUGGAGGGCAGCCUCCACGAAGACGUGUCUGUGGAGGUGGUAGAGGGGCUCAAAGGCACAGGGGACAAUGCAUCUACCCUGACAGACGGUGUUCCUGGCCUGACUCACCCCCAGUUUAUCACCAGAGGGGCCGACAUUAUCGAGGAAAUGAAGAGGGUGGUGCCAAACGGAAGCAGUGGGGCGAACGGGUGCAACGGGCUACCUGGUACCAACAGAACCACGUCGGGUGCAACGGAACAGAAGUCCAUCUCUCCUCCCAGGACUCCCGUUAGCCACUCAGCAUCAUCUCCCUUGACCCCGGUCCCGCGGGGUGACGGUGGCGCUCCGAUACCCAAACAUGGUCAGUUCAUGCUGCGUGCGCCGCAUCCUUCCCAGGCCACAGAGCUGUACUAUCAGGAGCCCCACUCUGCUUAUGACACGGCCCAUUAUCAACAAAACUCAGGUUCUUACUACCCAUCUACUCUUCAUCAUCCUCACAAACCCUGCAUGGCUCGCUUCCUCAGGUCGUCCAAUGUCCCAGAAUCCCCUCUGCCGCCCUCCAUGGGACCUCCACAGACUUCCUACCACAGUGACCCUCAAUCGCCUCACCCACCCUCCUCCUCUUCCUCGGGGUACCCACCACACCCACCCAGAGAUCGGAUGGGUCCCACCUUCCAUCCCCACCCGGGGCAGCCCCAGUACGGGCCUCUGGCUCCUGCUCAUGGGGUUUAUGCUCCGCUCUAUGACAGCAGACGAGUAUGGAGGCCUCAGCUGUACCACCGAGAGGACGCGAGGAGUAACUCGCUGCCUCCGGAGGUGCUGCACUCCUCCGUCUACCAGCCUCCACUCAGGGAGAGAUUCAACUCUCUGGACAGCAACUACUGCUCCGGAGCGGACCACCGCACAGGGCUACACAGGGAUUACAGUCGUGUUCCUCUGGGCUACGAGGAUCUGUUCAGGAGGAAGCAGGAACAGUGGGCGCAUCAUCAUCACCAUCACAACGCCAACAGACACUCCCAGUCCUCCCCCAUCUUCACCAUCGACUUUGGAACUGAGCAUUUGGAGAGCAGCGGAGGCCAGUGUGCCGGCUGCCGGUUCAGAGGUGAGGAAAGCUUAGCCCACUACUCCCCGUGGUCCUGUGGCUCCAUGGGCCCCUGCCUCAGUCCCUUUGAGCCUGAGACAGUGACACACAGCUCAGCUCACUCCUGCUCGGAGCACCCGGUGAGAUUACUCAUGCAGGAGCUGGAGGCUAACGGAGGCCGAGGCGGCGGCAGAGGCGGCGGCGGAAGCGGCAGUAGUGACGGGAAGCGGUGGCUGCAUACGUUGGAUCACUACCGGCGCUUAAAAGAUGAGGACCCCAUCAUUCCCUUCAGUGAGGGGCCCAUCAUCUCCAAGUGGGGGGCCAUAUCCAGGGCGUCACGCACGGGCUUCCACACCACCGACCCGGUUCAAGCCACGGCCUGCCAGAGAAGCUCCAGCACCACACCCAUCAACUUUAAAGAUUAUAACCAACACAUGGAUCACAGUGACUACAGGUGGGGCUCCAGAGGAUCAGACUCUUCCAGCCACUCCAGUUUCCUCGAAAGUGAGCAGCUUUGUGCAUCGGAGCUUCACGGCCGGCGAACAUCAAUAAGCAGUGGAGAGAGAAUCGUGACCUGUACUCUGCAGGCGCACCACGCCGUCUACAGCCAGGACCGGGAGCGAGCCGAGAGCGAGCCGGACCCGGGCCGAGACAUCGAGCUGGAGCUGUGCGCUCUGGACAUGGAGGAUUCAGACCCCCAGGAGAGAAGGUCUCAGGAUUCUUUAGACCUGAUUCAUUCUCCGUCUCAGGAUGCUUCCCACCUCCUGCCGCCUCCCUGCUCCUCUCCCCUCCUCUCAUCCCCUGUGAAGGAACGACCCCGAACAGAGGGUACCCUGACAGAAAAGAUGGAUGCUCAUCUACUGAAAAAGAUGGCCUUCAGAAAGUCUCUUUCUCCCGGAGGCUUGGUCUCGAGGGGUCUUGGCGUCGGCAAGCUGGUGCUGCGGACCGGACCCCCUCGACUGGGGGACACGUCCACGCCCGGCACAGAGAUGCUGCUGAAUGGAAGCUAAAGGGACACAAAGUCAG